This is a messenger RNA of Drosophila elegans, 1644 nucleotides long. It is a transcript of the gene WDR79, whose product is annotated as telomerase Cajal body protein 1 homolog. The transcript has 4 exons. The record is from RefSeq and is a predicted model, not a curated record. Gene Ontology annotation, molecular function: RNA binding; protein binding. Gene Ontology annotation, biological process: Cajal body organization. The coding region runs from base 91 to 1602 and encodes 503 amino acids. Gene Ontology annotation, cellular component: Cajal body. NCBI's taxonomy places the organism in Eukaryota, Metazoa, Arthropoda, Insecta, Diptera, Drosophilidae.
UGACGAACAUAUUCUAAUAACAUUCGAAAUUGGUAUAUUGUUGCGUCCCACGCACGGUCACACUAUGCUUAAGCGGUAAAAAUAAGCGAGAUGGACGCUUCCGUUGAUUUAAGCACAUCCAUGUGCGACGGGGACGAGUCCAUGCUGAACCACAACGUGAACUUCAGCAGCACAAUGAUUACGUCCGCCGGCGAUAUUACGGUACCCAAACUCAGCGUAACCCUCUCAGAGGCGGAAAUAUUGAAGCUGCGUUUGCCACAGCCAGCGGGCGACGCAGCCGCCCUGGAUGCAUCUGUGCCCAUGGAGACGAGCCUGGAGGCCCGAUCUUCGCAGGAGUACGGGGAGGAGGAGAGUGGGCGAGUCAUCGACAUAGAUGACACCGUGGAACGGACGUCGGCCGAUGUACAGGAUGUGCCGGGGUCCCAGGCUCCUGAAGGGGCACCACUGGAGUUCUUCCACGGCAAACUGGUGGAGCUGGGGCGACGCUGCUGGACGUCAUCGACGGAAGUCCAGCACUACACCAAGGGCUGCUACUGGUCGCCGGACGGCACCUGCCUCCUCGUGCCCAUCCACCUGGACGGCAUGCACGUCAUGGAGCUGCCCACCGAUCUUUAUUCCACGCCAACGGUGCAGCAGUCGCGUCACCUAACCAAACUCCAGUCAGCGGUGCACGUGCCCGAGGGUGGAACCGUUUACGACUGCGUCUGGUUUCCGCACAUGAACAGCCAGCAGCCGGACUCCUGCUUUUGGCUCGCCACGCGGCAGCACGAGCCCAUUCACAUGUGGGACGCCUUCGACGGGUCACUGCGUUGCAGCUACAGCGGGUACGAUGCUGUGGACGAAGUCAUGGCGGCCAUCUCUUUGGCCUUCUCCCACGACGGCCAAAAGGUCUAUGCCGGGUACAAACGAUGCAUCAAGAUCUUUGACACCAGCAGGCCAGGAAGACUGUGCGACGAUUACCCCGUUAAGUUUGCCAUCUCCUGCAUUGCCCAGAACAGCGAGCACUCCCACACGCUGACCUGCGGCAACUGGCACGGCUAUGUCCAGCACUUUGACCUGCGCUGCAGUCCAAAGGAGGGUCCGCUCUUUACGCUGGGCGGGCACAAGGGCGGCAUCACUCAACUGCGUUACGCCGGGAACGGGUGUCAUCUAUUCAGUGGAGCUCGCAAGUGCGGCAAGAUUUUGCAGUGGGACAUGCGCAACUACAAGAUGCCGCUGGUCGAGUUCCAGCGCCAUGUGGAUACCAACCAGCGCAUUCAGUUUGACAUCACGACCGACUGCCGAUGGCUCACUAGCGGCGACACGCGAGGAGUCCUGAAUGUCUGGGAUCUCACGGGUGCCGGAGAGGCCUCUGUGCUGCCACUGCAUUCGGACUGCUGCAAUGGAGUGGGCCUAAACCCAGUGUUGCCGGUUCUGGCCACCAGCUCGGGCCAGUACCACUUCACAGACCAAAAUGCCGAGACGGACAAUGUCACUUUAAACGGUUCGGCCACAGUUGUGGAGGCAGUGCCUCCCGAGACGAGUCCACAUCAGCUGGAAAUGGUCUACGAGAACGCUGUGGUCUUGUUGUGGUGCGGCAAGGUGCAGCCUUCUGAACACUGAGGUAGUUGAGUAAAUAAUACAAAAGACGUCUUUAUUCUUGAA